Mesorhabditis belari is the source of this 1296-nucleotide messenger RNA. NCBI's taxonomy places the organism in Eukaryota, Metazoa, Nematoda, Chromadorea, Rhabditida, Rhabditidae. The record is from the annotation of a GenBank genome assembly.
AUGCCACCGCGAACGGCAGCCGACAAGAAAAAGGCGGAGCAGGACUGGUUGCAGAAUCUUGUCGUUGAUCUAUUACGUGAAGAGGAGAACAAAUUCUGCGCUGAUUGCGAGGCAAAACAACCGAGAUGGGCCUCGUGGAACCUUGGAAUCUUCAUCUGUAUCAAAUGCGCGGCCGUGCAUCGAAAUCUUGGUGUCCACAUUUCGAGGGUUAAAUCCGUGACACUGGACACGUGGACUCCUGAGCAAGUACAACAUAUGAGACAAAUCGGGAAUGCUGUGGCAAAAGCUGCUUAUGAAGCUGACUUACCCGAGAAUUUUCGACGUCCCACAACAGAUCAAUCGGUGGAAGCGUUCAUUCGAGGGAAAUAUGAGCACAAGAGGUACAUGGACAAAAACUGGAAACCCCCGGUGAUCGACGUGAGCCAAUUGCCAAAACUGGGCGAGAAAAUGGAGAGACGAAUGCCGAAAAUUGAAAUCCACAGCCAAGCCCCAAGUCAACGAGAGAGCCGAAUUGAACCGAUCGGAGGACAUAAGCAACAGCCACAAGUCACCUCAAACAAUUCAUCUCAACUACUCGAUUUCUCGAGUUCAUCAACAGCUACGAACCUCGGCAGUUUACUCGAUUUCUCCGAUUCGUCAACAACAACUGUGGCAAAAAGCGAUUCCCAAGAUUUGGAUGAUAUCUUUGGAUCGAUGGUUUCUGCGCCUCCACCUGUUUCUUCUCAACCAGUGCAACAACCAACUCAUCAGCCAAUCCACCAACCAUCUCCAUCUCCACAAAUCCCUCAAUCUGAACAUGUCAUUACACAGGACAACGCCUCAACAAUCUCUCUAGCUGGAGAUCUCUCCGGAUUGAGUUUGAACUCGGAACCACCAAAAAAGAGCAAUAGUGACAUUUUGGCGUUGUUUGCAACCACACCACAGAAACCCCUUGUCACUAAAUCGACCUCGAAUCUGACUCAUCAGCCACAGGGAGAUUUUGGCGUGUUUGGAGGAGCGGCUCAAGGUGGGAAUUGGUUCCCGACAUUUGGCGGUCAACCCCAGCCACACAGCAUUGCCGGCACUCCGCACGGCACUCAGCCUCAUAUGGCUUUUCAACAAGGAAUUAUUCCACCCGGUCUCAACACUCCACAAUUUUCCGGUAAUCAAGCAACCACUUUCGCCGCCGCGUCUCCAUUCGCCACACCAAAUAACUCAAUGGAUUCAUUUUCCGCUUUCUCAUCACCACCCGCUCAACAUUCGACCGCUCCGCCAAGCAACUCGACCGCCCAAAUGAAUCUCGAUCAGUUAUUUUCU